Messenger RNA from Aureococcus anophagefferens, 216 nucleotides. RefSeq lists its product as hypothetical. The record is from RefSeq and is a predicted model, not a curated record. Lineage: Eukaryota; Pelagophyceae; Pelagomonadales; Pelagomonadaceae. The annotation marks the transcript as partial. Gene Ontology annotation, biological process: response to oxidative stress. The transcript has a single exon.
CUCUUCCGCGACAUCUGCCGCCAGGUGCCGACGGUGCUCACGAUCUACGACGUGGACAUGACGGUCACGGAGGCCCGCGGCGUCGUCAAGGCGGCCUUCGCGAAGAACGCGGGCGUCACCGACGCCCGCACGAUCGCGAUCCUCAACCACAAGGGCCGCACGGAGCUCCAGGAGGCGACGCUCCAGUACAAAACGAAGGCCCAGCUCAUGGCCUUC